UCUCAUUGUUAUGUCUUUGGUGCUAAGGUAUGUUUGCGGACCGCCAUAAUUCCACAGAAGAAGAAGGUGAAAAAUCAUCACGACGCCAUUUCAGAAGUCAUUCAUUGGCGGCUGAAUUCAUAGUUCAGGAAUAACAACAUUCUGAUUUGAAUAUGGUGAAAAUCUUCAUUGGCAAUCUUGCCUCCGGCACCACGCAGGAAGAGCUACGCACUCUCUUCUCCGAGUAUGGAAAGAUCUCUGAGUGUGAUAUUGUCAAGAACUUUGGCUUUGUGCACAUGAAGGACAAAGCCGAAGCAGAGGAGGCCAUCAAGAACCUCCACCACUAUGAGCUUAACGGGGCUCAGAUGAACGUAGAGAUGAGCCGCGGCAGACCAAAGUCAACCACCAAGCUGCAUGUCAGUAACAUCCCAGAGGGUUGCACCAAUGAGGAGCUGAAGACCAAGUUUGAGGCUUACGGCCCUGUGGUUGAGGCUGACAUAGUGAAGGACUACGCCUUUGUCCACAUGGAGUCUGUGGAUGAUGCCAUGGAGGCCAUCAGUGGGCUGGACAACACAGCCUUCCAAGGUCUGAUUUUGAAACCCGAUCUGGUUUUGCCUUGUGGGGGGCUGGAUAGAGAUGCCGUAGGUAGCAAACGCCGGCAGAGAGGAGCCAUUUCAGCCCUUCGGAAACUGGUGGCAUCAACCCAGUGAGUCCAUCGUGAAAGUGGGAUCAUCACCAUGGUGAAGAUCUUCAUUGGGAACUUGUCUCCAGACACCAUGGCAGAGGAGCUGCGCUCCCUCUUCUCCCAGUAUGGAAAGGUCUCUGAGUGUGACAUCGUCAAGAACUUUGGGUUUGUGCACAUGAAGGAUAAAGCUGAAGCGGAGGAGGCCAUCAAGAACCUCCACCACUAUGAGCUCAAUGGGGAGCAGAUGAAUGUGGAGAUGAGCCGCGGCAGACCCAAAGCCACCACCAAGCUGCACGUGGGCAAUAUCAACAGCAGCUGCACCAACCAAGAGAUGCGGGCCAAGUUUGAGGAGUACGGCCCUGUGGUGGAGUGUGACAUAGUGAAGGACUACGCCUUUGUCCACUUGGAGCGUAUGGAGGAUGCCAUGGAGGCCAUCAGUGGGCUGGACAACACAGCCUUCCAAGGUGAACUCACACAGGGCUUGGUUGGUCAGUUGCCGGUGUGGUGUAGGUAUCCCCCUGGUAAUUAGAAUGAGUUCUAUUCACUAACAAAACUGGUGGGUAACUCAUGGAUAAAUGUAAGUGGUGAAAGAGUAAGGGACAGUCAAGCACUGUCUCAAAAUACAUCCAACACGUCCACAUUUCCCCCAACUUCAGGCCAGCGUGUGGACUCUAGCUUUGCCUGCAUUAUUAUACCUUUAUUUCAACUGGGAACACAGACUGAGACCACGGUCUCUUUUACAGCUGGGCCCUACGUAUACAUGUUUACACAUACAGUUUAGGUACAAUGAUAAAAACAACUACACAAGGCAAACAAAAUGAUCACAGAUGAUACAAAAAUUACAAAUACAGCAACAGGUUUCAUUUACACAGGUUAUUCUACUAACAGCACAAGAACUUGCAUUACCCGAAACCGUUACAAGCAAUACAAAAAUAAAAAUGCUCCAAUAAAUAUGUUAAAUGAGUCUCACGUUUAAGUUUAGUCUGCAGCCUAUUCCAUAGGCAAGGAGCGUAACAGGAAAAGACAGCCAUACCCAACUCUGUGGAAAUCGCAUGGGACUCGAGUGUAAUCCAUGCUUGAGACCUGGUUUUAGGAUUUAUAAUUCAAAUAUUGAUGAGUGGUGAUAAAUAAGAAGGUAACUUAUUCAUAUGCCUAGAACGUGGAACAAUUGUCGGAGUUCACUUUCAGAGGAGUUCCAAGAUGAAUGUUAUGAGGGUGGUGUUCUAAUUCAUGUCUGGCUUUUAUCUGAUUCCUUAGAGCAUGUGCAUAGAUGGAACAGUUUGUUGUAUCGUGGUAAACUCUUGCGUUUUUCUUUUUUAAGGCAAACUGAUGAGCGUGAAGCUUUCGACUAGCCGCCUGCGUACUACGCCGGGGAUGGGAGAGAGGACAGGUUGUUAUCGGUGCGGGCAGGAAGGCCACUGGUCCAAAGAGUGCCCGCUCGACACUUCGGGCAACUACAGAGAGGGUGCCGAGCCAAGCUCUGACCCUAGGUUCGGCGGUGGCUGCGGUUAUCACCGGGGCUUGAAUGUCGGCGUUCCAGGUUACAGUGGCAGUGAUCCAGUUUACAGUGGAAGCUAUUCUCCCGCGCACAGCUUUGGCGGUGUGCCCGGGUAUGGCAGGGGCGCAGGCUAUGAAAGCACAUUGAGUUACGGGCUUCCGCCGGGUUUCGGAAUGAGCGCCGUCGAACAUAGCAUGGCACGGGUGUAUGCCAGUGAGGCAGCGUACGGAGGCAGCAGCUGGAGCCACGGCGUGGUCCCAGCCUACCCUGUGCGCCGGUCAUCGUAUGAGGACCGUGAUCCAUAUGGUGCCGUGGACUUCUACGAGAAGUACCGGGCUCGCCCGUAUGGAGCCAGUUAUUUCGAAGAGCGCCGGUCUGUUCCUUUGCCCAGCCCACCGUUCCCUUCCUCCUUGGCCAUAAUGAGGGAGCGCCUGCCUCCCUCUAGCCCCGACCUAUACGAGCGCUGUCCUCUCCCUUCUCCACCAGCCCCCCUCUCCUCAUCCUACUCCCGCGACCGGAGCCCAUUCCGGCGAAUACCUACCGAGGCGUACGAGCGCGCGCGCCUCUCCCCAGUGCCCUCCCUCCCCAGAAGAUCGGCUUACGACAUCCCGCGGGACCCCUACGCCGAGCGGGCGCGAUAUGCUUACUAACCUUUCUUCCUCCUGUCCAGGUGAGACCUGAUUUAGCUUUCAUAGGUUAGCGUGAUUAAGUUCCCAGGGAACUAGUAUUAAUGUAAACACUGGGUGUUUUGAUAGUUUAUUUCCUAGGUAACGUCCUAGAAAACGUCAGGUUUUCUGUCUUGACGUAGAUUGAUAAGACUGAUGCCCAUCAAGCUUGUUGAUCAAAUAGAAGAGAAUGCGUGCCGUAGAACUUAGAAUGCAUCUUGUGGGUGACCAUGUUACUAUUUGGUAUGCUCUUUUUUCAGGUAUCGCGACGGUCAACCCGAGCACGAGAUUAUCUUUGUUUCGACUCACGAUGCAUUUCGGUUAUGGCCCGCAAUCGUGGGACUGUGAAAGUGCAGACAUUUAGCUUCUCUGUUCGAUAUCUGUCUCGUGUGUCAACUGAUCGCUUAGUAACGUUUGUACUUCCCCACUAAAAGCAUAAUGGACAUAAAGUUUUUUUGUUUUUUUUACAAAAAUAAGUUGUUUUGAUUUGAAUGUGAGUCCUGCAGUUAUGCGAAAAGUAGCACCAGUUGAAUCAUCCAAUGCAGUUGACUCCAGGUAGCAGUUGUAUGCAUUGUGAUGAAUGCAAUCAUUUGCUAAUUAUGUUCUAAUUAAUUUUAAAACCAUCGAAAUACAUGUGUAUUAUUUACACUCAUUCACAAUACCUAUCUAAUUCUACUAUACACCUGAGGUAGGGGCCAAAUGACCAAAUCCCACAUUUUGGCUGAAUUGCACCAGUAUCAAAAAAUCAUUCGCUUCAAAUGUUACAGUAUUAUUCAAAUUAUGUGUGAAUUAAAUAUUACACUUUGAAUAGAUUCUUAGUUUUAGAGUUUUUUUUUUUUUUUACCCCCCCCUUUUCUCCCCAAUUUCAUGGUAUCCAAUUGUUAGUAACUAUAAUGUCUCAUCGCAACAACUCCCGUACGGGCUCAGGAGAAACACAACCCAACCAAGCCGCACUGCUUCUUAACACAGUGCCAUCCAGUCCAGAAGUCAGCCGCACCAAUGUGUCGGAGGAAACACCUGGCGACCUUGGUUAGCGUGCACUGCGCCCGGCCCGCUACAGGAGUCGCUGGUGCGCAGUGAGACAAGGAAAUCCCUACCAGCCAAACCCGGACGACGCUAGGCCAAUCGUGCGUUGCCACACGGACCUCCCGGUCGCGGCCGGCUGCGACAGCCUGGGCGCGAACCCAGAGUCUCUGGUGGCACAGUAACUGAGGAGCUGCGCCACCCGGGAGGCCCCAGUAUUAGAACAUUUCUAAACUGUUCUGUAGGCUUAUACGUCACCAUGGGACGGCCCCAUGAACCCAUUCCAUCUUGACAAAAUCAGUAUUUUAGAAGUGGAUUUGUCACCAUUUGUCCUGAAUGAUGAUAUGAGAAAUAUUUCUGUCCAUCUCUUUCUCAAUAAAGUCACUGUCUGAAAAGUUA
Messenger RNA from Oncorhynchus kisutch (coho salmon), 4249 nucleotides. RefSeq names its product RNA-binding protein 4.1. The record is from RefSeq and is a predicted model, not a curated record. The transcript is spliced from 4 exons. The coding region runs from base 717 to 1193 and encodes 158 amino acids. NCBI's taxonomy places the organism in Eukaryota, Metazoa, Chordata, Actinopteri, Salmoniformes, Salmonidae. Gene Ontology annotation, cellular component: nucleus. Gene Ontology annotation, molecular function: mRNA binding; zinc ion binding.